Oncorhynchus masou masou (cherry salmon) is the source of this 6177-nucleotide messenger RNA. Its product is annotated as ankyrin repeat and SAM domain-containing protein 1A-like. Gene Ontology annotation, cellular component: cytosol. The coding region runs from base 210 to 3785 and encodes 1191 amino acids. Gene Ontology annotation, molecular function: ephrin receptor binding. Gene Ontology annotation, biological process: ephrin receptor signaling pathway. The record is from RefSeq and is a predicted model, not a curated record. The transcript is spliced from 25 exons. Lineage: Eukaryota; Metazoa; Chordata; Actinopteri; Salmoniformes; Salmonidae.
CUGGGCGAAGGAAGUUUGCUCCGUGGUACUGAACGAAACUUUUCCCCGGAGCUACAGUGGGAGAUCAGAACAAUCUUGGAGAAUUGUGUUGCUGGGAGAGUGAUCCAGUCGUGCAGGGAACCAUUGUUUUCCUCAGUACGCCUGUGAGAUUGGUAGAGGACCGCAAAGGAUUUUUUUCUCCCGUGUUCUAACCCCCUACUCUAUCCGAGAUGGGGAAGGAGCAGGAACUCCUAGAGGCGGCGCGCACUGGAAAUCUUGCCGCUGUGGAAAAGCUUCUUUCUGGGAAACGACAAUCGACUGGAAGUGGCAGUGGAUCAUCGGGGACUGGUGGAAGCAGCAAUAUCAGUGGUCACAAUGCUUCUCACCCCUUGUCCAGCCUUCUCAGUAUCUGGAGGGGUCCUAAUGUAAACUGUGUGGACAGCACUGGAUACACUCCUCUACACCAUGCUGCCCUAAAUGGACACAGUGAGGUAGUGGAGGCGCUGCUACGUAACGAGGCCUUGACCAACAUCGCUGACAAUAAGGGCUGCUACCCCCUGCACCUGGCCGCAUGGAAGGGGGACCAAAGGAUCGUCAGGCUACUCAUUCACCAAGGCCCCUCACACCCCAAACUCAACGAGCAGAGCUCCUCUGUAGAGCACAAAGAGUUGAAACGCUGUGGGCCCUUUGACCUGCAUAUUAAUGCCAAGAACAACGACAACGAGACCCCUCUCCACUGUGCCGCCCAGUACGGCCACACCCAGGUGGUGCGUCUGCUGCUGGAGGAGCUGACGGACCCCACCAUGAGGAACAACAAGUUUGAGACUCCACUGGACCUGGCGGCGCUCUACGGCCGUCUGGAGGUGGUCAAGCUGCUUCUCACCGCCCACCCCAACCUGCUCUGCUGCAACACCAAGAAACACACACCGCUGCACCUGGCGUCACGCAACGGACACCUGGCCGUGGUGGAGGUGCUGCUGGCGGCCGGCAUGGACAUCAACUACGAGACGGAGAAGGGCAGCGCCCUCCAUGAAGCAGCUCUCUUCGGGAAGACUGACGUGGUGCAGAAACUUCUGCGUGCAGGGGUUAAUGUGAACAUGGUGGACAGCAAGGGUCUGACAGCGCUGGACACUGUCAGAGAAAUGCCCUCUCAGAAGAGCCGACAGAUAGCAGCUCUAAUCCUGGGCCAUAUGUCAGGAAAUCCCCCUGUUUUACACUUGCCUCCUCCCCCUGUCCCUCCACCUAAUGAGAGCCCUAGCCUUCGGAAAAAAGGUGAGCUGGGGGUGGUGAGUGAGCUGAUCUCGGGGCUGGCCCCGGGGCCUGAGGAGGAGAGCCCGUAUGAGGCUCUGUUCGAGGCCACUUCCUGUCACUCUCUGGACAGUCUGACCAGUGGCAAGUCCUCCGACAGGGACUCUGGACGACCUGAUAGUGAAGCCGGAAAGAAAGACCGGCUUGCUCACCAAUCCCAGCAUGCCCCUGGCCAGGAAGAGGAGCUUAACUCAGAGGCCCUGUACACUAACAGCAGCAUCGAUGAGAGAGGGAAGGAGGAGGCGGAUCACGCGUAUGAGUUGCUGCUCUCCGCCCAGACAGAAGUCCCCCAGUCCGCACAGGACCCCCCAUCACAGAAAUGUACAGAUGAGAACGCUACCUCCCAACAGUCUUCCAACAGUCUUCUACCUCAGCAGCGGAAGCCCACUGCCCCUAGUGACCUCCGAUCUUCAGGCCAGACGGGCGACACCCUGAAGCUCCCCGGACCUCCUGUGGUUGGGCCAGGACGGACUGGCCUCGGCCUCACUGGUGAUAACUCCUUGCUCGGCCAGGACCUGGUCGCAGUACCUGAAGUGUUCACAGGCCUCCUGCACGGAUCCUCGCCCGUCUUUGACUGUCGGGAGGAGUCCAUCAGCAGCCUGCCAGGUGGAGUACUGACACAGUCCAGCCAAGGCCAACAGCCGGCGCCAGCUCCAACAGCACCCGCCAAAGCAACAGAAGCUCCGCCUCCUUCAAACAAUCCAAUUGACAUGUCUGCCGUCCUGACAGACUGUGACCCCAAAGCUAUCUAUGCCACCGUGUCCAAGGGGGAGCCCAGGGACAGGGACAUGGGGUCUGGGGCUGUGCCUGCUGGCAGGAUGCGCCCCCCUGGGGAUUUGAAGCUGGCUCGCAGCUUUUCCAAGUCGGACUCAGACCUGCUGGUGUCGCCGCCUAGCGAGGAGGAGGGAGGGCUGGGCAGCCGCAGUGAGUCCGUCUCGAACUGCAGCGCAGCCAAAAAGAGGCUGGAGAAGUCGCCCUCGUUCGCCUCUGAAUGGGACGAGAUGCCUCCCACACGGCCUCUUCUGAGAUCUCAGUCCUUUGAAAGUAUUGAGAAGAUCAUGACGUUGAUUGGAGCAGGCAUUGAUUUCUCUAGAGACCAGCAGUACUCUACACCAGGUGGGGCAGCUGGUCGGCUGCUGGACCAGCCCGUGGGAGACUGGCUGGAGCACGUGGGGCUGCCGCAGUACGAGAGCAAGCUGCUGCUCAACGGCUUCGACGACCUGCACUACAUGGGUAGUAAUGUGAUGGAGGAGCAGGACCUGAGGGAGAUAGGCAUCACAGACCCAGGACAUCGGAGGAAGAUCCUGCAUGCUGCUCGAUCCCUUCCUAAGGUGAAGGCCCUGGGCUGUGAUGGCAGCAACUCUCUGUCCUCCUGGCUGGACCUCCUGGGCCUGCAGGAGUACCAACACAGCUUCCUGUCCAGCGGAUACCGUAGCCUCGACUGUGUCAAGAACCUGUGGGAACUGGAGAUUGUCAACGUGCUGAAGAUCUCCCUGCUGGGACACAGGAAACGGAUCAUCGCCUCGCUGGCAGAGCAGCCUUAUGAGGAACCUCCUGUCAAGCCCCCCCGCCUGUCCCAGAUCAGGUGUCAGGACCUGGUAUCCCAGACCUCCUCUCCCAUCAGUCACAUGGACUCCUAUACGGGCCGCUCCAUGGACCCCAUCCUGCCCCUGGGGGAGCCUGGGGGGAGGAAGGGGCCCAACCCCGAAUACGAUGUGGCCCCCCACCGUUCCCACAGUGAACGACACCGAUCACAUGAGAGGUAUGAGGAGCGGCAUCAUGAGCCUCGUCUGACCCUGCGACCCCCCAGCAUGGCAGCACCCUACAACCCUGUACAGAACUGGCACCACCAGCCCGAGAAGCUCAUCUUUGAAUCCUGUGGAUAUGAAGCCAAUUACCUGGGAUCUAUGCUCAUCAAGGAGCUACGGGGGACGGAGUCCACCCAGGAUGCCUGUGCCAAAAUGAGGAGGUCAACAGAGCAGAUGAAGAAGGUCCCCACUAUCGUCCUCUCCAUCACCUAUAAAGGGGUGAAGUUCAUUGAUGCGGACAAUAAGAACAUCAUUGCAGAACAUGAAAUCCGGAACAUCUCGUGCGCGGCCCAGGACCCAGAGGAUCUGUGCACGUUUGCCUACAUCACCAAGGACCUGCAGACCAACCACCACUACUGCCAUGUGUUCAGCACAGUGGACGUGAACCUGACCUAUGAAAUCAUCCUGACGCUGGGACAGGCAUUUGAGGUGGCCUAUCAGUUAGCUCUCCAGGCCCAGAGGACCAAACAGCACCAGGGCAUCCCAGCAGAACCCGGGGCAGAGGUCAUCGAGACCAAAUCCAGCCGGCCCGUUCCCAAACCACGGGGUGGCGUAAGGAAAUCAGGGGUGGACCCGUUGGAGCUGGAAGUGGACUCCCAGUCCCAGGGCAGCACCACGUGGCUGGUGGACCCUGUCCCCAAAGACUCCAAGAGGACCAUCAGCACUAAGUACGAGACCACCAUAUUCUGAGUGGACCCGACACAUCUCCCGCCCUCUGCCCUUUGACCCUGGGCUUGACCUUCUGACUUACUGUACCUUUCCUAUUCCUCCUCCUCCAUCUGUGUGCCUUUCACUGUGACUCUGCCUCUUUCUCAGGAGGGCCAGAACCCUCCUGCCCUCCUCUGUCUCCACCUCUCCUCUGUCUGCUGAAAGACUCAACUUCUCUCCUCCCCCUGUCUGUUAUUCAGUCUACCAUUAUGAGACCUGCCUCUUCUGUCCUUGCCUCGCCACUGCCUCUUCCCCUGACCACAAAUCUGUUAGUGGGGUCUAACUGAACAACCUCCUGGACUAACACCCUGAUCACUGCUCCUUUUCACUGUGUUAAACUGCUGACUCCUCUGGGCCCUGAAUCAUUGCUCUGUGAUCAUCGUACAGUAUGUGGGGCGGCAGAGUAGCCUAGUGGUUAGAGCAUUGGACUAGUAACCGGAAGGUUGCAAGUUCGGACCCCGGAGCUGACAAAUCUGUCGUUCUGCCCUUGAACAGGCAGUUAGCCCACUGUUCCUAGGCCGUCAUUGAAAAUAAGAAUUUGUUCUUAACUGACUUGCCUAGUUAAAUAAAGGUAAAGUUAAAAUUAAAUAUUCCUAGGCAUUUGGUUCCCCUUGCCUCUGUGAAGCAUGAUACUCUACCUUGUCCUUCCACUUCCCUCACAUUGACACUGUUAGUUCUGCUUAAACUGUUCUACUGUAUGGUGCUGUUAUUCAGUACCCCAAGCUAUGAAGUGUGAAGGACAGCUAAUGUAAUCCACAAAUCCAGUCACUGAUUAAGUUUGUUCAGUGGCUACCAUCUCCAUUCUACCUCCCCACUCCUCACCAUUCCUCUUUCCCUCCCCCAAAUUCUCUUAGGACAAUCCUUAAUUUUUUUAUCCAUCUAUCCCUCCUUCCUUUUUUCCUUUCUCCUCUGGGUGCUUUUACUGCUCUACCAGGCGACGGCCACUGUGAGGCGCUCUUGAAGAACUUUCCCCUUCCUUGUUUCCUGAACUUUAAACUCCUGACUCCAGUGCUCAGAAACAAAUAUCCGAUUCUCUACAGCGAAGGAUCACGUACCUGGAUGAACAUUGUUUCCAGAAGAUUCAUCUGUUUCUCUGCAAGGGGAUGGAAGACAACUCUGGACUAAACCCUAACCCCCCCCCCUAGAAUUGGCCCAUUUAGGUUAACAGAGGGAAGGGCAUAUUGAUGCGUAUCCUGUCUGAUUUAUUAUUGCUCUUUGUGUCGGUUUCCCAUAGUUAAUCUGAGUCUGGGAAACUGUCACUCUUGUGUCAUGCUGCCAAAGUAGGCUAGGGUCCAGCACUGUGAUAGGAGAUCUCUACUGGUAGCUAUUGGAGUUAACAUUGAUGGGGGAUAGAUAGGACACAGAGGUUCAAACAUAUCAUGGUGUCCUACAUAGAUGUCCUCACUGUUAUAGACAGCAGUGUGGGAAAUCAAUCUGAGCAUGCCUUGCUCUUUGACUGAGAAUUUGAUAUCUAGUGCAAUCCUUAUUUGGAGUGUCUUGAAAACUUGGUGAAUGCUUGGAUGCUGGGGAAAUAUGUGCAUCAAAGAUGAUAUGAGGAGAACUUAAAUGGACUGUUUAUUCAAUAGAGUAUGAGCCAAAAUGCAUGAAUUCUGCUCUAGCCACCAGUAAUAGACUUGGGUGACGGUUUCAGUCUAAUUACCCAGCCUAGCCGGUAGAUCCGUCAAUAUAGGGCUGAUCGGUUAUAUUAACCUUAAUGAGGAGGAGAGCUCAUCAAAUCUCUCACUGGAGAGGAGUGGUUAGGUGAAAUGCGUCAAAAGAAUAAACUGCUGUACCAUCCAUCUUUCCUAAUCCAAGCAUGUCUUAAUGGACUGAAAGAUGAAGGCAUAACCUUGUCAAGGCACAUAUUCUGUUUAGAUGGUAUCUAGUCCAUCCACUGUGGUUAAACAGAGGCUGAUGUAUACAGAUUAAAGGUACAGCAUUACAUAAUGUUGCUAUACUUUAGGCAUGGUGCAUUCAGUGUUCUCAUUUGAAAUCGUAUCACUCUUUGCAUCGAUCUAUAUUUCUAACUCAUCGCCAUAUUCCAAAUAGUGCCAAGAUGCAAUCAACCCAAUGUCCGUUGAAAGUAAACCGUGAAAUAGGAGACUUUCCUUUUUUCCCUUUAAUUUUCCUUCUUUUUCUUCACUACUCAUACAGUUUCUCAUUUAUGUUCAUCAUGUUGUCAUUGAUGACUGUCUGUUUGUUUUACUAUUCACCCUGCCUCAAUCGAUAUUCAGUGCUAACAUGGAAGCGGAAUUGAAUCAUUAUCUAGAAAAAUCUGUUAUCUUGAUAUCUACGCCAUUUUGUUUUCAGUUGGCUCAGUUAUGUUUUUACAUUAUUUUAACCCCAGUGCUGUGUUGGUGUGUGUCUCCCUUCC